AUGUACACCAGUGACGCCCUCAAAAGCACCAGGGGAAUACAUGCAGAGUUUGCUGAUGAUGCUAGUCUGCUUAACUCAGACAGUAGUUUACAAGAAGCAGUUAUGAAGACAAACAGUGAUCUAGACAGCAUAACAACUUGGUGUAAUAAGUGGAACAUGUCAAUAGCGCCAGAGAAAACAGAGGUACUUAUCUUUGGAGACAAUAUCACUGAUAUGGACAGACAACAUGCUGCUGUGAAAAUGAACAGUAUUUCACUCCCUAUUGUUAAACACAAAAAACUAUUAGGAAUCACUCUGGACGAUGAACUUAACUUCAAUAAACAUAUAUCUGAUAAGGUUGCAAGUGGAUUUAGUGCUUUGAACAGCUUAGAUAAUUUUGCCAACACUCAUGCUGGCUGCCCACAAUCAACAUUCAUGAGACUGUACAAGGCGUUAGUACUACCAGUAGUUGACUAUGGAGCUGCAGCUUUGGUUUCUGCCGGAGACAAGUUCAGCCAAAAUAUGGAAAAGAUCCAAAGAAGUGAAAUGUUAAAAGCAUCUGGAUGUCAUCGUAGUACUAGCACAGAUACACUGGAGAUACUAACAAACUGCACUUCAAUUGAUCUUCACAUCAAACUCAGACAGGCUCAAGAAUUUGGAGAAAGCAAAGAGGUACAGGUUGAAAAUAUUCGAGAAAUAUUAGAGGCAUGCAACAAGCAAGACAUCUUAGUAUUUACAGAUGGGUCAUCAUUUGGAAACCCUGGUCCAACUGGUGUUGGAGCUGCUGUUUAUCUGGAAGGGUACAGCAGUCAGCCAAUCCUUUUAAACAAAGGAGUAAGCAAAAUUGGUAACAAUUUCUCGGGAGAGGUAGUUGGUAUUGAAAUAGCAAUGGAUUUUUUAGUAGAGGCAACUCACAUAAUGGAUAAGAAAAUACACCUUUUUACCGAUUGCCAAUCAGCUAUCAUUCCGGUCUUCUUCAAAGAAACACCUGCAUAUAAAGUGGAGACAAUACUGAAAAUAAAAGGCAAAAUUGGUUUACUGGAAGAUCGCCGGAACACAGCCGCGGUGCACUGGAUACCUGGCCACAAAGGUCUGAAAGGCAAUGAACUUGCAGAUCAACAAGCAAAGUUAGCAGCAAAAAGCAUGAUUGACAGUACAGAUGAAGGGACAGGAAUGUUAACCUCAAGGGAUGCAGUCAGAAUUAUGAAAGAAAAGGUUAAGCAAAAAUAG
Molecule: messenger RNA, 1209 nt
Organism: Mercenaria mercenaria
Lineage: Eukaryota; Metazoa; Mollusca; Bivalvia; Venerida; Veneridae
Exons: 2
Coding region: 1-1209 (402 amino acids)
Molecular function (GO): RNA-DNA hybrid ribonuclease activity; nucleic acid binding
Source: RefSeq, a predicted model, not a curated record